CGGUUUAGUAGUUUCAGAGCCUAUUCAAUACAAACAAACAAACAAAUCUUUCCUCUUUAUAAUAUUAGUAUAGAUUAUAGGUUAGUAGCUUUUCAUCACCGGCGUUGGUAAAAAAAAGAUUCUAUUCCAUUACGUUUCAAUAGACUAUCGCAAAUACGUAUCCGAUUCAUUAGGUUUCUUUCAGUGAACCCUCCUGGUACCUAAAUAUCGUGUAUUUUUAUACAUCCAUACACUUUAAAAUGGGCUAAACCUAAUUUGGUCAACCAUUGAUGUGUAAUGUGGGAAUAUUGUCAUUAUAAAGUUCAUAUUUAUAAAUAUUAUAUUUUUUCAACCGAUGUGUACCGAAUUUUGUCCACCUGAUGGUUGUCUGGAGAAAAUCGCUUUUACCCAUUAUCCUUUUUUUAUUUAAUGUUUUUAAUUUGUGUUUUUAUUUUAGUGUACAAACAUACUGUACUGUACUCUACUAUGUUCAACCCAUAACUCUUCAUUUAUCUUGUAAUCAAUACAUAAUAAGAAUGAUGUCUCUCCACUUUUUUUUAAAUUGUACUACUGUUUAACUUUUUUCUCACUAUGAAAGAAUCGCGAACACUAUAUAUUUCUGCCGAUUAAAUUUAACUGGUGCUAUUUACCUGAUUCUGUUGUUAGGGUAGUAACAUUACUCUCGCGUAGGUCGUAAACAUGUUCGGAGUUUUUUGACACUAGUUCAUUGAUAAACUUUAUUUUCAUUUGUAUCUCUCGGUUUAUUGCUAACUAAUAGUAGUACUAGUAUUGAUUAGGUCUCGAUUACAAACUUUUCAAGUUUCCUAAUAGUAUAAAACAAAUUAGAUUAUGUACAGGGCAAUGUUCCUAACACAAUACAAAUGAUAAUUAUUUUAUCAUAUUCACAGGACGUCCACCUUAAUGAAGAUGAAAGAGAAAAAGCUAACUGGUACACUGCAGAAUGUGGUAUAGAAACUGGCGUGAGCACCGAAGUGAUAAAUGCAGCGAAGAUUGGAAAGUACUCCGAAGAUAAAGCUUUUAAGAAAUUCGUGCUUUGCUUUUUCAACAAAUCCGCAAUCUUGAACUCAGAUGGUACAUUGAACAUGGUUGUUGCGCUAGCAAAACUUCCUUCUGGUGUUAAUAAAUCUGAAGCCCAAAGCGUACUAGAACAGUGCAAGAAUAAGACCGGCCAAGACGCAGCCGAUAAAGCCUUUGCGAUCUUACAAUGCUUUCAGAAAGGGACCAAGACACAUAUUUUAUUUUAAUUAAUCUCCAAAUAAGUAAUUAUAUUGGACAUUCUAAAUUAUUACCCACUGUUUUGAAAUAAUUCAAAAUCUCAUUAAACCAAU
This is a messenger RNA of Bombyx mandarina (wild silkworm), 1328 nucleotides long. Its product is annotated as B1 protein-like. Gene Ontology annotation, molecular function: odorant binding. NCBI's taxonomy places the organism in Eukaryota, Metazoa, Arthropoda, Insecta, Lepidoptera, Bombycidae. Gene Ontology annotation, biological process: sensory perception of smell. The record is from RefSeq and is a predicted model, not a curated record.